This is a messenger RNA of Lepus europaeus (European hare), 5802 nucleotides long. RefSeq names its product SET binding factor 2 (gene SBF2). The coding region runs from base 147 to 5801 and encodes 1884 amino acids. Lineage: Eukaryota; Metazoa; Chordata; Mammalia; Lagomorpha; Leporidae. The transcript is spliced from 41 exons. The record is from RefSeq and is a predicted model, not a curated record.
UGUCAAACAUGGCUGAAGCGCCGCCGCUGCCGCUAGUGCCGCUGCAGGGAAAAUGCUGAGCCCUGCCGGCCGGGUGGGCGGCGGCGGCGAGAGCGGCGACGGGCACUCGCGUCCCGGGCGCGGCGGCGGCGGCGGCGGCUGCGGCCAUGGCCCGGCUGGCCGACUACUUUAUUGUGGUAGGCUACGACCACGACAAGCCAGGCAGAGUGGACAGUGAGAGAGAGAGACAGAGAGAAAGGUCUUCCUUUGCCGUUGGUUCACCCUCCAAUGGCCGCCGCGGCCAGCACACCGCACUGAUCCGAAGGCAGGAACCAGGGUCAGGAGAAGGUCUGGGGAAAAUAAUCCAGAGAUUCCCACAGAAGGACUGGGAUGAUACCCCUUUUCCACAAGGCAUUGAAUUGUUUUGUCAGCCUGGUGGAUGGCAGCUGUCCAGAGAGAGGAAGCAGCCAACAUUCUUCGUGGUGGUCCUGACAGAUAUUGACUCAGAUCGACAUUACUGCUCAUGCCUAACUUUCUAUGAGGCAGAGAUCAAUCUCCAGGGAACAAAGAAGGAAGAUACUGAAAGUGAAGAAGUGUCUGGUUUAAUUCAGCCUGCAGAAGUAUUUGCUCCCAAAAGCCUGGUGUUGGUGUCCAGAUUAGAUUAUCCAGAGAUUUUUAGGGCCUGCCUGGGUUUGAUCUAUACUGUGUAUGUGGACAGUCUGAAUGUCUCCUUGGAAAGUUUAAUCGCAAAUCUUUGUGCUUGCCUUGUUCCUGCAGCUGGAGGGUCUCAGAAGCUGUUUUCCUUGGGUGCAGGAGAUCGGCAGCUGAUCCAGACUCCUUUACAUGAUAGUCUUCCUGUCACAGGCACUAGCGUGGCUCUCCUGUUUCAGCAAUUGGGAAUUCAGAAUGUCCUCAGCCUCUUCUGUGCAGUACUCACAGAAAAUAAGGUUCUCUUCCAUUCUGCAAGUUUCCAGAGACUUAGUGAUGCUUGUAGAGCCCUGGAAUCUUUAAUGUUUCCUCUUAAAUAUAGCUAUCCAUAUAUUCCCAUUCUCCCAGCACAACUACUAGAAGUUCUAAGUUCCCCAACGCCUUUCAUUAUCGGAGUACAUUCUAUCUUUAAAACUGAUAUCCAUGAACUUUUAGAUGUAAUCAUAGCAGAUUUGGAUGGAGGAACUAUUAAAAUUCCUGAAUGCAUUCACCUGUCUUCCCUUCCAGAACCACUUCUACAUCAGACUCAAGCAGCUCUUUCUUUGAUUUUACACCCAGAUUUGGAAGUAGCAGAUCAUGCUUUUCCUCCUCCACGAACAGCUUUAUCACAUUCAAAAAUGCUGGAUAAAGAAGUGCGAGCAGUUUUCCUUAGAUUAUUUGCCCAACUCUUCCAAGGAUAUAGAUCAUGCUUACAACUUAUAAGGAUUCAUGCAGAGCCAGUUAUACAUUUUCACAAAACAGCUUUCUUGGGACAGCGUGGUUUGGUUGAGAAUGAUUUCCUCACUAAAGUGCUCAAUGGAAUGGCAUUUGCAGGUUUUGUUUCAGAAAGAGGUCCUCCUUAUAGAUCUUGCGAUCUCUUUGAUGAGUUGGUAGCCUUCGAAGUAGAGAGAAUUAAAGUUGAAGAAAAUAAUCCAUUGAAAAUGAUAAAGCAUGUAAGAGAACUUGCUGAGCAACUAUUUAAAAAUGAGAAUCCAAAUCCUCAUAUGGCAUUCCAGAAAGUUCCACGCCCAACAGAAGGAUCCCAUUUGCGAGUUCAUAUUCUCCCUUUUCCAAAGAUUAAUGAAUCUCGAGUUCAAGAGUUAAUACAGGAAAAUCUCGCUAAGAACCAGAAUGCUCCUCCUGCUACACGAGUGGAAAAGAAAUGCGUUGUGCCAGCAGGUCCACCUGUUGUUUCAAUAAUGGAUAAGGUGACAACAGUUUUCAACAGUGCACAGAGACUGGAAGUUGUCAGAAACUGCAUCUCAUUCAUAUUUGAAAAUAAAACUUUGGAGACUGAAAAGACCCUUCCUGCUGCUCUGAGAGCCCUUAAAGGAAAGGCAGCAAGACAAUGUCUCACUGAUGAACUGGGUUUGCAUGUCCAACAAAACCGGGCGAUAUUAGACCAUCAACAGUUUGACUACAUAAUAAGGAUGAUGAACUGUACUCUACAGGAUUGUUCAAGUUUAGAAGAAUAUAACAUUGCUGCAGCAUUACUCCCUUUGACCAGUGCUUUCUAUAGGAAACUUGCUCCUGGAGUCAGCCAGUUUGCUUACACUUGCGUUCAGGACCACCCCAUUUGGACAAAUCAGCAGUUUUGGGAGACAACUUUUUACAGUGCAGUACAAGAACAAGUUCGCUCCCUGUAUCUCUCAGCCAAGGAAGACAAGCAUGCUCCACAUCUGAAGCAGAAGGAUAAGCCUCCUGAUGACGAGUAUCAGGAGAAGACAGCAAUGGACCUCGCAGCUGAGCAGCUACGUCUUUGGCCUACCCUGAGCAAAUUAACUCAGCAAGAGCUGGUACAGCAUGAGGAAAGCACUGUCUUCAGUCAGGCCAUCCACUUUGCAAACCUCAUGGUUAAUCUGCUGGUUCCACUGGACACAAGUAAAAACAAGCUCCUCAGAACAUCUGCGCCAGGCGACUGGGAGAGCGGAAGCAACAGCAUUGUCACAAAUAGUAUUGCAGGAAGUGUUGCUGAGAGCUAUGAUACGGAGAGUGGGUUUGAAGAUUCAGAGAAUGACAUUGCCAACUCUGUUGUGCGGUUCAUUACGCGAUUUAUUGACAAGGUUUGUACGGAGAGUGGAGUGACUCAGGAUCACAUCAAGAGCCUCCAUUGCAUGAUACCAGGAAUUGUAGCCAUGCACAUUGAGACCCUAGAGGCAGUGCAUCGAGAGAGUAGAAGACUUCCACCUAUACAGAAGCCCAAGAUUCUUAGACCUGCACUGCUGCCAGGAGAAGAAAUUGUAUGUGAAGGUCUUCGGGUCCUACUAGAUCCUGAUGGAAGAGAAGAAGCCACUGGAGGUCUUCUUGGAGGCCCACAGCUGCUGCCAGCAGAAGGAGCCUUGUUCCUGACCACAUACAGAAUUCUCUUCAGAGGGACUCCCCAUGAUCAACUGGUUGGCGAGCAGACAGUCAUGCGUAGCUUUCCCAUUGCCUCCAUCACCAAGGAGAAGAAAAUCACAGUGCAGAACCAGCUACAGCAGAACAUGCAAGAAGGACUGCAGAUCACAUCAGCAUCUUUCCAGUUGAUUAAAGUAGCGUUUGAUGAAGAAGUCAGUCCGGAAGUAGUAGAGAUCUUUAAGAAACAGCUGAUGAAGUUCCGUUAUCCUCAGUCCAUUUUCAGCACCUUUGCUUUUGCCACCGGACAAACAACCCCACAAAUAAUUUUACCCAAGCAGAAAGAAAAGAACACUUCUUUCCGCACUUUCUCAAAAACAAUAGUAAAAGGUGCCAAAAGGGCAGGAAAAAUGACAAUUGGGCGACAGUAUUUAUUGAAAAGGAGGACAGGGACAAUUGUGGAAGAGAGAGUAAAUCGUCCAGGAUGGAAUGAAGAAGAUGACAUUUCUGUUUCAGAUGAGAGUGAACUUCCCACAAGCACCACCUUGAAAGCCUCAGAGAAGUCUACAAUGGAACAGUUAGUGGAAAAAGCUUGUUUUAGAGAUUAUCAGCGUUUAGGUUUGGGAACCAUAAGUGGCAGCUCUUCUCGUUCUAAACCAGAGUAUUUUCGAAUCACUGCCUCCAACAGGAUGUAUUCACUAUGCCGAAGCUAUCCUGGCCUUUUAGUCAUACCUCAAGCUGUACAGGACAGUAGUUUACCAAGAGUAGCACGCUGCUAUCGACAUAAUCGCCUGCCUGUUGUAUGUUGGAAGAACUCAAGAAGUGGUACUCUGCUCCUCCGAGCUGGAGGAUUCCAUGGCAAGGGAGUUGUUGGUCUCUUCAAAUCCCAGAACUCCCCUCAGGCUGCUCCUACCUCCUUAGAAUCUUCCAGUAGCAUAGAACAGGAAAAGUACUUGCAAGCCUUGCUGAGUGCAGUUUCUGUCCAUCAGAAACUCGGAGGCAACAGCACCCUUACUGUCAGGCCAGCACUUGCUCUGUCUCCAGGUGUGUGGGCAAGUCUUCGCUCUAGUGCUCGCUUGAUCAGCUCUCCAACAUCUUUCAUUGAUGUUGGUGCCCGGCUGGCAGGCAAGGAUCACUCGGCCUCCUUUAAUAACAGCACCUACCUACAAAACCAGCUCUUCAAACGCCAAGCAGCCCUUUAUAUAUUUGGUGAAAAGUCACAACUAAGGAACUUCAAGAUAGAAUUUGCUUUAAAUUGUGAGUUCGUUCCUGUUGAAUUUCAUGAUAUCCGACAAGUGAAAACCAGUUUUAAAAAGCUGAUGAGGGCUUGUAUCCCAAGCACCAUUCCUACUGACUCAGAAGUGACCUUCCUAAAAGCCCUGGGAGACUCCGAGUGGUUCCCACAGCUUCACAGGAUAAUGCAGCUGGCUGUGGUGGUAUCAGAAGUGCUUGAGAAUGGCUCCUCAGCCUUGGUCUGUUUGGAAGAAGGUUGGGACAUCACUGCACAAGUAACAUCCCUGAUUCAGGUACUCAGUGAUCCCUUUUACAGAACACUCGAAGGCUUCCGGAUGUUGGUUGAAAAAGAAUGGCUCUCCUUUGGUCAUAAAUUCAAUCAGCGGAGCAGCUUGACCCUCAACUGUCAGGGUAGUGGUUUUGCUCCAAUCUUCUUACAGUUCUUAGACUGUGUACACCAGGUUCACAAUCAAUAUCCAACAGAGUUUGAAUUCAAUCUCUAUUAUUUAAAGUUCCUGGCCUUCCACUAUGUUUCUAAUCGUUUUAAAACAUUUCUUCUGGACUCAGACUAUGAAAGGUUAGAGCACGGAACCUUAUUUGAUGAUAAAGGAGACAAACAUGCCAAAAAAGGAGUGUGUAUUUGGGAAUGCAUUGACAGAAUGCACAAGAGGAGCCCCAUUUUCUUCAAUUAUUUAUAUUCACCAGUGGAAAUUGAGGCCCUGAAGCCCAGUGUGAAUGUCUCCAGCCUCAAAAAGUGGGAUUACUACAUAGAGGAGACCCUGUCCACAGGGCCUUCGUACGACUGGGUGAUGCUGACCUCCAAACACUGCCCCUCUGAGGACCCCGACCUGCCUGGAGGAGCUGGCCCCCAGAGCCAGAGGAGAACAGUGUGGCCAUGCUAUGACGACAUCCGCUGCGCCCAGCCCGAUGCUCUCACCAGCCUUUUCAGUGAAAUUGAAAAGUUAGAGCAUAAAUUGAACCAAACUCCGGAGAAGUGGCAGCAGCUGUGGGAGAAGGUAGCCAUGGACCUUAAAGAAGAGCCAAGAGCAGACCGUCCCCAGAGACACCCCUCGGGGUCCCCAGGAAUCAUGUCUGCCAACCUCCCUUCCUAUCACAAGAGGUCUCUGCUGCAGCUGGCAGACAGCAGCGUUGGGGAGGAGCAGAGCGCCAGCCUCGCCCCCUCCAACGGAGUGGAGCGGAGAGCAGCCACGCUCUACAGCCAGUACACGUCUCGGGCUGAUGAGAACAGGUCCUUUGAGGGAACGCUUUACAAGAGAGGGGCUUUGCUGAAAGGAUGGAAGCCCCGCUGGUUUGUUUUGGAUGUAACGAAACAUCAGCUGCGAUACUAUGACUCCUGUGAGGACACAAGCUGUAGGGGUCACAUCGAUCUGGCUGAAGUGGAAGUGGUCAUGCCUGCUUGUCCCAGCAUGGGAGCCCCAAAGCACACGAGUGACAAGGCUUUCUUUGAUCUCAAGACCAGCAAGCGUGUGUAUAACUUCUGUGCCCAGGACGGACAGAGUGCCCAGCAAUGGAUGGACAGGAUCCAGAGCUGCAUCUCUGACGCGUGAU